Messenger RNA from Nerophis ophidion (straightnose pipefish), 7511 nucleotides. RefSeq names its product arylamine N-acetyltransferase, pineal gland isozyme NAT-10-like. The transcript has 3 exons. Bases 406 to 1314 code for a protein of 302 amino acids. Gene Ontology annotation, molecular function: acetyltransferase activity. The record is from RefSeq and is a predicted model, not a curated record. NCBI's taxonomy places the organism in Eukaryota, Metazoa, Chordata, Actinopteri, Syngnathiformes, Syngnathidae.
UGAUACCUUGACGAACACUUCCGGAUGACUUUUGCAAUUAAAAAGUAGUGUAAAAUAUUUAAAAAAAAUACAUUCGCAUCAUUACUAAACAUAUAAGACAUACCAUUUCAAACUUAAUGAGGAAUAAACUAAUUUCAAUUAUAUUUCUAACUGUAGUUGUUUUACUUCCUCGUGUGACAAGUCACGCUCUCUGAACUGCGUUGAAGCUAUUUGUGUAGAUCCAAACGUCCAAACACCACAUCAGCAAUAACCUGCACAUCUAUAAAGUACACUUCGCCGUUGUUGUGGUCAGUGAGAUUAUAUAGUCAUACCUGAAAGUCGGAGGGGUGUGGUGACCGCCAGUGUCUCUGAGGGAAGCCACGGAGGAGCCAAGAAAGUCGCAGCUGCCUCAUUGACAGCUGCAGGAUGAACGACACAAGCUCCGCUCAUGUUUACGACAAGAUGAACCUAGAGGAGUACUUCCAAAGAAUCGGCUUCUGCGGCCCACGAGACAAAGCGGAUCUGGCCACACUGAAGCUGAUCCACAAGCAUCACAUCAUGUCCAUCCCCUUCGAGAACCUCAACAUCCACUGCAACGAGAGGAACAUCAUGGACCUGGAGGUCAUCUUCGACAAGGUAGUGAGACGGAACCGUGGCGGAUGGUGCCUUGAGAACAACUUCCUGUUCUCCUGGGUGCUGAGGGAACUGGGCUACGGCCCGACCAUGUUGUCCUCCAGGGUUUUCAGCGGCUCCGCCGGGGAUUUUGGACCCUACGAUAGUCACCUCAUCAACAGGGUGGACAUUGAGGGCGUGGCUUACAUAGCAGAUGUGAGCUUCGGGGUGUCGUCGCAAAUAUGGGAGCCGCUAGAGCUCGUCCACGGGAAAGACCAGCCUCAGGCGGCCGCCGUGUUCCGUCUCCUGGACAAGGGAGAGGUCUGGAUUCUAGAGAAAACGAGCAGAAAGCCGGUGAUCCUCAACCCGGAGUUCGCCAGCAACAGUCUGGUAAACAGAAAGUUGACAAAGACGCUGUACUGCUUCAAAAUGACGCCCCGUGCGCACGAGUACUUCUUAGACGUCAACGACGCGCUUCAGAAGGACCCGAGCGCGCUUUUCACCAACAAGUCCAUCUGCUCCUUACAAACGCCCUCGGGUUUCAGGGCCCUAAUUGGCCACACCUACACCGAGGUGGCCUUCAAACCCGAGGACGGCGUCGACGUCUUCGAUAUGAGGGACGUGCCCGAAGACGAGAUAGAGCAGGUUCUGAGGGAGAAGUUUAAUGUCCGCUUGCCAAACAAACUACAACCUGUCAACAACACGUAUUCUUACACACUCUGAUUCCGUUAUUCCCAGGGGCGGAGCACCAAAUUAAACCCAAGGCCUCCGCCCCAUACUCACACUCAUGGUAUAUUUUCAUGCAUUAAGAACUAAAUAUUGAAUGGAUUAGGUUGGAACCAUCUUUUUAAAACACAUGUUGUGGAAGUACUUCCCCACCAGAGCUAAGCAUGUAGGUUUUAACAAGGUUUCAAUCAUCAAAUUGUUUUCACAAAGUUCUCUCUCAAGCAGACGGCGACUUUUCAGCCACGUCCGUAUCCUCUCUCCCCCUCCUGCUCCCAGCGGCUUACUGUUAAAGGCCUUCUGAAAACUACUACUACCGACCACGCAGUCUUAUAGUUUAUAUAUCAAUGAUGAAAUAUUAACAUUGCAACACAUGCCAAAACGGCCUUUUUAGUUCACUAAAUUGCCAUUUUAAAUAACCCGCGAGUUUCUUGUUGAAAACGUCGCGGAAUGAUGACGCGUGCGCGUGACGUCACGGACUGUCAGGAAAUAUUAGCGCUGCACCACUAGCGGCUAAAAGUCGCCUGCUUUAAUCACAUAAUUACACAGUAUUUUGGACAUCUGUGUUGCUGAAUCGUUUGCGAUUUGUUCAUUUAAUAAUUGAGACUAUAAAGAACAAUGCUGUUGGUGGAAAGCGGUGGAUUGCAGCUGUCUUUAGCACCGAGACACAGCCGGUGUUUCUUUGUUUGUUGUGAAGCAGAGCGGUUAAGCGAACAUGUUUUCGCUACGUCAACCAGCAUGUUUUUGGAUGGGAAAAUUGUGAUCUAUAUAUCUUACCGGAUACAUCAUUGGAUUAUUUGUCGUCCUGUAGCAGCUAUCAAAAAAGGCAGCUGUGAGCUUGGCUCCUCGGCUUCUCUCUGAGACACUGCUUGUUCACCGCAGCCAUCCGACCUCGAGGUAUGUCUUUACAAUCUUUACAAUCUCACUAAAACACUAUUAAAACAAUAAGCAGAUAAAGGAUCUUCCAGAAUUAUCCUAGUAAAUGUGUAAAUUACAUCUGAAACGCUCACACUGCCGCCGCCCGGAGCCGUCGCUUAUUUUUUUCUUCUAGUCCUUCACUAUCAAUAUCCUAAUUCACAAAUCUUUCAUCCUCGCUCAAAUUAAUGGGGAAAUUACCACUUUCUCGGUCCUAAUUGCUCUAACUGCUGGUGGCUCCCAUUAUAAACAACGUGAAUAUGUGUGGAGCCCUGCAACUCGUGACGUUAUGCGCACAUACUUCCGGUAAAGGCAGGGCUUUUUUAUUAGCAACCAAAAGUUGCGAACUUUAUCGUUGAUGUUCUCUACUAAAUCCUUUCAGCAAAAAUAUGGCAAUAUCGCAAAAUGAUCAAGUAUGACACAUAGAAUGGACCUGCUAUUCCCGUUUAAAUAAGAAAAUCUCAUUUCAGUAGGCCUUUAAAGACAACAGACGAUUAGAUUAACACGUACACUCCAAAAAGUCAGUGUUCAAAAACAAGAAAAAAAAAAUACAAAAAUUAGGGGUAUUUUAUUUGAACUAAGCAAAAUAAUCUGCCAAUAAAACAAGGAAAUUUCUCUUGUCAAGACUUUCCAAAACAAGUCAAAUUAGCUAACCCCAAUGAACCCAAAAAUACCUUAAAGUAAGUGUAUUGUCACUAAUAAAAUGUGCACUUUUCUUGGUAGGAAAAAAAGAGACCUUUUUGCUCAAUAUGUUGAAAAAUAUUCUUAAAUUAAGUAAAUGUAGUGCCAUUAUCUCAAUAUAAUGAUAUGCACUCGGCAUCAUGAUUUUUUUUUUUUCAUGCUUGAAGUAAGAAAUUAUUACUUCAAAAAUGUAGUUUUAUACUUGUGAUUGUUAUGACACAGCUUUGCAUCAGUUGAUAUUCUAGUUUCAAGCAUGUUUUACUCAAUAUAGGUCAUAAAAUCUAAUAAUAGCAAUAUCUUACUGAAAUAAUUUAAGACCAAAACCCUUAAAACAAGCAAAACACUAACAUAAGAUAUGCUUAGUGAGAACAAUUAUCUUAUCAGACAGAAAAUAAGCAAAUAUCACCCUUAUUUGAGAUAUUUAAUCUUACUUAGAUUUCAGUUUUUGCAGUGUACCACCUGUGAAAUCUAAUUACCUGCCAGCGGUGUCUCGCCAUCAGCACACGAUGGUGCUCGUCCUCAGGACCAUAGCCAGAGGCGGUGACUUUUCCUCCUGCAGGCAGCGCUGACUCCACCUCCCCCCACACAUGUAAAAUGAGCUUUUGAACUUUUUGAAGAUGGGAUUAACAUAUCUACACCAUAUCUCAAAUUUAUCUCGAUAAACCCACAACAUUUUUUUUUACAGAAAAGUGCCAACACAUUUAAUAUAAAGUGGCCAGUAUAUCAUUUUAAAUAUUCAUUGAAACCCGCCCAGCAGGCACAAGACUUUAAAACCUAGGUCUCAAAGUCAAGGCCCGACAUAUCUCGAAUUUAUCUUGAUAAUCCCACAAAAUAAUUGUUUGUUUUUUUUUACAGAAAAGUGCCAACAUAUUUAAUGUAGAGUGGCCAGUAUAUAAUUCUAAAUAUUCAUUGAAACCCACCCAGCAGGCACAAGACUCUAAAACCUUGGUCUCAAAGUCAAGGCCCGCGGGCCGGACCUGAAAAGUUUGAUUGAUUAAUUGAUUAGUUGAUAAAAACUGCAAAAUGAUUCGUUCCACCUGGAUAGGCAAACCUAGUAUGGAACAUUUCUUGCAACACAGACGUCAUAACGUCAUCAAAGCUCACUUUUAUGCAUCUACACACAACAAGGACGAGGUGACAAAAGAAAGUUAACAAUAUAAUAAAGCUUUGUGUAGCACCUAGGUGUCAAAGUCCAGGCCCGCGAAUAAAUGAUCUAUGGCCCCCGGGAUGAUAUUUGAUUAGUAUUAGAACCGGCCCGCAGGCCACAGCCACCCGCUGCUGUUUUGCACGCUCCAAUACUCCAUGCCCCACAAUGCAACGGUAGCCCGCAAACUCACUACAGCACCGCAAGUGGGCCUCGGCUUCUUUAUUCAUCGGCAUUCAUUGCAGAUGUCAACUUUCAGCAACCCAUCCAUCCAUCCAUCCAUUUUCUACCGCUUAUUCCCUUUUCUGGGUUGCGGGGGGGAGGGGGGGGGGGCUGGCGCCUAUCUCAGCUACAAUUUCAGCAACCCAUUCCACAAUAAUGGCUAAACGGAAGGUGGACUCCACACGUGACCUGUGUGGAGAAAGUAGUGUUGUCCCGAUGCCAAUAUUUUGGUAUCGGUACCAAAAUUGUUUCAAUGCUUAUAGGUACUUUUCGAUACUUUUAUAAAUAAAGGGGACCACAAAAAAUUGCAUUAUUGGCUUUAUUUUAACAAAAAAAUAGGGUACAUUAAACAUAUAUGAGGCGGUAUAGCUCGGUUGGUAGAGUGGCCGUGCCAGCACCUUGAGGGUUCCAGGUUCGAUCCCCGCUUCCGCCAACCUAGUCACUGCCGUUGUGUCCUUGGGCAAGACUCCCAGUGCCACCCACACUUGUUUAAAUGUAACUUAGAUAUUGGGUUUCACUAUGUAAAGUGCUUUGAGUCACUAGAGAAAAAGCGCUAUAUAAAUAUAAUUCACUUCACUUAUGCUUUUUAUUGCAAGUUUGUCCUUAAAUAAAAUAGUGAACAUACUAGACAACUUGUCUUUUAGUAUUAAGUAAACAAACAAAGGCUCCUAAUGUUCAUUUUCCAUUCUAUUAUUUUGUCAAAAUUAUUAAGGACAACUGGUAGAAAAAUUAUAUGGCGAUAGGUUGCUUGGCAACUCUAAAUUGGCCCUAGUGUGUGUCGUCUCAAUUUAAAAAGAUUUCGCAACGGCUGCGAUCAAGUGGUGACUUGUUUCCAGGGUCUACCCCGCCUUCUGCCAGAAUACAGCUGGGAUUGGCUCCAGCACCCCUGCAACCCAGAGAGGGACAAGCGGUAGAAAAAAGGAUGGAUGAAUGAAUGGCUGUAAUGCUGUUUUAAAGGACUUGUAUGUAUAAUCAAUGUUGUGCCAAUGUCUUGUACCUGCUGGGUGUUCACUUUAAUAUCAUUAUGAAUCUGUCAAAUAUUCCUUUACUUCAGAUUAUAAAGUAGAAAUUAGCUGAUACACAUAGAAUUAUCAGUGGAUAAUACAAAUAAUAUAAUACCUAAUUAUUAUUAUUAUCGUUAUGAUUAUAUUUUUAUCAGUGUAGGGUUAGAGCUCCCCGUCUUUAAAACCUUGUGACGCCUCCGUUUCUUACUUUAAUAGAGGGUCCUUGAACGCACCAAAGUUAUGUGCAGUGAGAUGCAAAAGGGAAGCUUGUUCAAAACUUUCUUCUAUGCUACCCAUAUAGAUUUUAUUCUAUUUUUUUACCUUUCUUCCAUCACCUUAUGCUUGUUACAAAAUGCAGGUGCUGUGUGCUUAAAGAUGAGCUUUGAUGACUUUACGACGUCUGUGUUGAAUCGUGUGAGAAGUUGGGAACGAACCAUUCCGCAUUUUUAAUAGGAGCUGUGUCAACCAUCUGAUGCCAUUAGUACUACUGUACUUUUUGUGACAUUUUUGCUCGGUUGUGUGCAACAAUUUUUUUUUUAUGUAAACUACGUGCUUCACCCUCAUUUUAGUAACAACUUGGAAAUACAGUAGUACCUCAAUUUACUGUACUGUACUGGUUCUCCGACAGCACAUUUAACUCAAAAUACUUGACAUUAAUUGAAAUCCAUUUAAUUGUUGCCAGCCCCCUCCCCGAAAAACAGCACAAUUCUAACGUAAGAUGCCUUUUAAAAAGAAAACUAAACUUUUAGAUAAAAAGGAUGAAUCAGAAUAGUAGUACAUAGGGCUGCAGCUCUAUUGAUUAGUUUGUUUCAUUGAGUAAUGUGAUACAAUGCACGUUUUUAUAAAAAAGAUAUACAUAAAAAUAUUUCAUCCAAAAUUAAUUGAAGAAGAAAUAUUUAUAUAUAUAUUUAUAUUUCAUCUUCAAUCAUUUUUGGAUGAUAUAUAUAUAUAAAUAUAUAUAUAUAUAUUUUUUUUUAAAUUUAUUUUAUUAUUUUUCUUCAAAUAUUUUCUUGAUUUGAUGUGAUGAUGUGUUUAAUAAAUAAUAAUAAUUAAAAAAAAUAAGUUCAAAAAACACUUCAUAGCCACAACGCCUAUUUUAGGGAAAAUAGUUAAAAUAAAAAAAUGUUCCGUCUGCCAUAACUUUCAUAUUUUUGGAAGAUAAAUGCACAACAGUCAACAUUGAAAUUCCACUUUUAACAUAUGUGCAAUAAUAAACAUUUUUAUAAAAAUCUCCCACCAAACAGACCAGGGCACCCACAUGCCACUAUUUUAAUGUGCGUUCUAUUACAACGGCCUUGUGUCAACCACAUAUUUAAAGUUCCAGGAACUCUGUGCACUCAGGAUUAUAUGCAUUUGUAUUAGUUACUCUCAUUAAAUGAUUAAUCGAAGCAACAGAAUAAAAAUCAAAGCUUUUCUCUAAUUGAGACAAUUUAAUUGUUGCAGGAUUAGUAGUACAAACAACUAAAGUAUUUUUUGAAUCAAUAAUAAUGUACAGAAUUUCCCUUGGAGAGAGGACUUCUAUAGUAUCAACCUCCAGCUGCUUCUCUGUCAAACACACCAUCAGCAGCUUCUCCAUAUUUUCAUGGAUAAAAGUAUGUCGUUUAGAUAUGAUUCAAACAUUCUUGGCUGGUGUUAGACUCUUUCUGUUCAGAACGGCGGAGACUGGCCUUGCUACGCUUAACCCACUUGUUCAUAUUUUUAAAGAUUUAUUUCUUUAAUUUCUCCACAUUUUCUCAGCAUUCACUAUGCCAACUAAUGGCAUGGAUGCUUGUAACUAUUUUUUUUAAUUUUUUUUUGCAAUUUAAAGCAUAAAAAUAAGCGGAGAGAAAGCUUUUAUCUAAAACCCUCUUAAAUUAUGAAGCUGCACUAAAAGAUUAUUUGGCACAUGACAGACGUGCCAAAGAUGUUUUUAUUUGGAUGUUUUUUGUGUUUUCGAUAUAGUUUGCAUGGAAAAAUUAUUUGAGAUAUAGUUUUACAUGGAGUUGUUCAUUACUGCUCUUCUUGACUAAACAGAGGCAUCACACUAUGAAUUAUGAAUUAUUUGUAAUAAUAUUUUUAGUUUAUAGCUGUACUUUUGUCUAUUUUGUUGUAUCCUAUUUUGACAGCUACAUAAAAAAUGUUUAAAAAAAAAAACUAUCGCUUGAAUUUAAACUUAGCCUGGUUUUUGUCAUUUUGUAUAUGCCAUGCCACUUUUAUUUAGUCAUAUAAUAAAUAUAAAGACUUUUCUUGAA